AACAGGAAUUCAAGUGGAUCACACACACACACACACACAAAUACACACUCCUGCGCACGGACACUUCAGUGCUCACAGAGUUACGCCGGAGUGGAGUAUCAGCACUUGGAGCAAGAAGAGGAGAACUGCACCUGUCUUCCACACACACUCCUGUCCUCACACACACACGCACAUACCCAGAGAGGAUCUCGCUGGUUGUCCCUAUGUGUGGAUGGGACCAAAGUUACACGGCGACCUCUCAUAGCUCGGCCAUGUUGACUAGUGAGGGGGCGCACACGAUGGAGCAGGACGACGCAGCCCACAGCGCCAAGAUGGCCUCCACAGCCAUCAGCACAUGUUCCGAUGAAACCAUGACUGACACCGACGUUGACAUGGAGAUGGAGGAGGCAGACAUGGCACAAUGGACAGAGAAGGAGUUUGAGGAGAAGUGCACGUACAUUGUCAAAGACACGGCGCUGGAGGCGGGGCCAGACAGUGAUGUCAUGACGACAAGAGCAGAGGCGUCGCUGCCCCGGAACCUGGUCUUCAAACACCUGGCAGGCAGCAAGGAGGUGGUCGGAGUGUGCAGCAGGGAGUACAUCCCAAAAGGAACUCGCUUCGGUCCCCUGGUGGGAGAGAUUUAUACGGCAGAAAGUGUCCCCAAAGACGCCAACCGCAAGUACUUCUGGAGGAUCUACGUGGACGGCGAGUUUCACCACUUUGUCGACGGCCUGGACGAGACUCGCUCCAACUGGAUGCGGUACGUGAACCCGGCCCACUCCGCAGCCGAGCAGAACCUGGCGGCGUGUCAGAACGGCAUGGAGAUUUAUUUCUACACUGUGAAGCCCGUACCUGCUGGCGCUGAGCUGCUCGUCUGGUACUGUCACGACUUCGCCCGACGUCUGAAAUACCCACCGUCCGGAGAGCUGAUGAUGCAGAAACUUAAGCAGUCACUUUUGGAGGUAAAGCAGCAGCAAGCAGACAGAGAGGAGAGCAGAAUUGAAGCGUCCAGCCCAUCUCCCAUUGCAGUCACCCCCAGCCUGCACAAGAGCGAGCACAGUGUUCUUUCCAUACUGCGUGGAACCAACAGCAACUCCUCCACCACCAAGAGGGAGCCCAGUCGUCCACUUCCAACCCGCCCACGCUGUGCUGAUAGCCCAGAACGCCCCCUGUACCCCCGCGCCAUCUAUCCACCUCUCAGAUCCCAUCUUCCCAUCUCAGAAGACUUUCUGAGCCACAAACCUGGUCAGCUUGUUUACCCCUUAACUCAUUCCCCUGGCAAACAGUCCUCAGCCACACCUAGUCCUUCUGCAAGAAGCAGCCCAGACAGCAGUCCUCAAGGUAGUCCUUCUGGUCCAGCAGCAUCACCCGCUUCCUUCUACCCCACUGGACUGAGUCCUUACCCUGGUUACUCCCCUCCACCUGCCCCACUCCCUUCCCCAUUCUACACUUCGGGAGCGCCCUACCCACGUUACCUUCUUCCCCAUCCGUAUCCUCUACCUGGUGGUGGUGUCCCUGCUGUCGGAGGAAUCUUUCCUAGGCUUUACCCUGUCUACAGCAGCCUCUUACCCCCUCAUGUGCCCCUCCUGCCUUCUGACCCAGCAGGGAGGCGCUUUCUUAUGCCUGAACCUGUACGCCCCUCCUGUAUAUCUGGCCAGAGAGACUUCCUCUUUCCAGGGCCCACCAGUGCCUUUUCAGCCGCCACUGCUCUGAAAGACAAAGCAGGGUCACACAACCCGUAUACCAUGCACCCUAACCUGAAUGGACCAGCCCAUGCUCCCUCCAGCGGCUCACCAACGGCUGGCACAGCGCCUCCCAGUGAGCAGUUGCCCACUAAGCCUACCUCUGCCCUCCUGGGUAAUUCUAGCGAUCAACAUUCUGAUGAAGAGGCUAUAAACCUGACCAAAGGGAAGCGUGGUGCUGGCUCAGCGGGUUACAAGGCAUUGCCUUAUCCUUUGAAGAAGCAGAAUGGCAAAAUCAAGUACGAGUGCAAUGUGUGCAGUAAGACAUUCGGGCAGCUUUCAAACUUGAAGGUUCAUCUUCGCGUGCACAGUGGAGAAAGACCCUUCAAAUGUCAAACCUGUAGCAAAGGUUUCACUCAGCUUGCUCACCUGCAAAAACACUACCUGGUUCACACUGGAGAGAAGCCACAUGAAUGUCAGGUAUGUCACAAGCGAUUCAGCAGCACCAGCAACCUGAAAACUCACCUGCGCCUUCACUCAGGGGAAAAGCCGUAUCACUGCAAACUCUGCCCAGCUAAGUUCACGCAGUUCGUCCACCUGAAGCUGCAUAAACGCCUUCAUUCCCGCGAGCGUCCACACAAAUGUCCCCACUGCCAUCACCACUACAUCCACUUGUGCAGCCUGCGACUUCACCUGAAAGGCUACUGCCUGGCAGCAAACCCUGGCUCUGGGAGCCCAAAUGUUUCUAGCCAGGCUUCAUUGGAAGAGAUCCACCGCGCCAACGAGGAGAUAGAGCGCUUUGACAUAAGCGAGCAUGCGGAGCAACUGGAGCAGCUGCAGGGAGGAGUGGAGAUGGAUGCCAUGUUAGAAAAGCAGGUCUUGGGGAUGCUGUGGAGAGAGACUGAGAAGUCCCCCCACUUUCAUGCCUACCAUAAUGGCAGUGCCACUGAGCUACUGUCAACCGGAUAUGGUGCUUAUGAGUCCCCAAACGAGACAUCGGUAAUCAAAAUGCGGCACAGCAGCCCCAUCCCACCACUUCCCGCUAAUAUCACUGUCAAGAAAGAGUCAGAGGAUCAUGCCUAAAUGGCCUUUUAUGUACAAGAGACAGAUUUUAGACUGUAUGGUGGACUUGUUUCCAGGAGCAAUAGCUGUACAUAAGGUUGUUUAAAGAAGUGGCAUCACUAUGUUUUCAACCUAUCAGGGACUCGCAUACUCAGGGCUGCAAGAGACACUGUCCCAUGACUACUCAGUGAUUUCAGCAUUUACCAGUUUUAGACAAUCACCUAACAAGGAUUAACUUUUAAUGUAAUAAUAUAAUUCUAUUAUCAUUAUUAUAGUAUGAUUUUUGUCUCUUUUCAAAUCUAUUUUGUUUUUUUAUUAAUUUGUUGUUAUGUAAUCUAAUUUAUUAUAUAUUUUUUUGUUUUGUGUCUUUAAAAGCAAUAAGUAAAAUGGAUGUUCAGACUGAUGGGGUGAAAACAUAAGUACAUUUUUUUCCCUGUGGUCAUUUCUUUGUAAAUAGUUGUUCUUUUUAUGCCCUUUAUUUGUCCUAUUACCUCUGACCAGCAGAAACAGGGGAAUCCAUUCUUCAGGGUUUUACCUAUUUAAAUUUUGAAACCAAAGUAGCAGGUUGAAAUGGUAAAAAUUAAACUUGCCAAAGUAUGGCACAUAAUUUUGCUCAUUAGGAGACAAAAGCUUUAUUUCAGCCUUCAUCGAUAGUUUACCUGAAGUUUGUGUCCUUUUCUGAUGUUUUCUUAAUUUAAUUGGAACAAAAAGGGCAUUUUCUUUUUGUAAAAUUUUCACAACAGUUACCUCAGUGUGGAUGUGAUUUAUGUGUGUGUUUGUGUGUGUCUAAAGGAAUAGCUGAAGGUGGGAGUUUUCUAUUUAUUAGAUUUUUUUUUCUACUUGAAGAAAAACCAAACUAAACUGGAGAGCAGCUCUUCACGUGGUCCAAAGUAGCGGCGCGGCCCGCUUAACAUGUAGCACAAAAUGGACUCAGGAGGCUGGUUAGCCGUGUUUCCCCCUUCUCCCUUCUUCUUUCAUUUUUGUGAAUAGAUUUGAAAAUUUACACUAUAUAUGCUAGAAACCAAAGUUCACUUGGCUUUCAUUUCAAAUGCACACCAAAAAGUCAAAAAAGGACAAAUCUAAACAAGGGAAGAAGGACUCAAGGAAUCAAAAUGCUGAAAAAAGGAAGGUGAACUUUCUGUAUAUGAUGAAGUGUUUGCUCUUUAGUUCUGUUAUCAGUUUUGUAUGUAUAUAUUUUUUUAAACUUUGUUCUUAUUUGUUAAUAUUUUUUGUUUGAAAAAAAAAAACAGCCCCAUUCAUCUGCUGCCUUGUCAAGAACACCUAAGCACCUCGGCCCUCUUUUAUGCACUGGCCCCUCCCUCUUACUUUAUGUCUUCUGGGCCGAAGCUUUUAACAUUUACACUGUGUAUAAUACCUAUGAAACUGGUCAAAACUGCAUUAAUACUUAAUUUAAUUUUACUAAAACAACUGUGAUUUUUUUCGUAGCAGUUGUGCAUCAACCUUUGAAGUCCAUUUUUCUGUUUCAUCGUGUUUCUGAUGACCAAAGCAUGUUUUCUCUGGUCAAAGCUUUAACUCCAGAGGAGAAUCCUGUCUUUGUUUACAUUCUGGUUUCCAAAGUUAUUUAAGUGCAAAAAUGUCAAAAAUGUAAAUUAUGAUAUAAAUGUUCACUGUUUUAAUUUAA
Molecule: messenger RNA, 4365 nt
Organism: Austrofundulus limnaeus
Lineage: Eukaryota; Metazoa; Chordata; Actinopteri; Cyprinodontiformes; Rivulidae
Gene: prdm1a
Product: PR domain containing 1a, with ZNF domain
Exons: 7
Coding region: 204-2744 (846 amino acids)
Biological process (GO): cell fate commitment; regulation of transcription by RNA polymerase II
Cellular component (GO): nucleus; cytoplasm
Molecular function (GO): RNA polymerase II cis-regulatory region sequence-specific DNA binding; protein binding; DNA-binding transcription repressor activity, RNA polymerase II-specific
Source: RefSeq, a predicted model, not a curated record